GGAGAAUUUUGCGCGACUUGUUGAAGAGCACGAUUGACCUGACCAAUUGAAAGUUGUAAAUCACACGACUUCACGUGAAAAAAAGGUGGAAUCGGAAAGCUUCAGCUGUUGCCACCGAUACAGAAGUGUUGAAAUAGUGAGUCAGAUAACUUAAACGAUUUAAUGUGUCUUCCAUAUUCUGAUAAAAGUGGUUGGAGUAGAAUGUGAAUACAAGUUUCGCACUCUUAAUAUUUUGUAAAUACCAUUAGGAGAACAAAUUGCUUACUCUAUGCCAGAUUUAGUUUUGUACAGUGAAGUUAAAGCUAUACGCAAUCAAUACAGAAUGGAUAAAUUUGCUGUUUAGUUCUAAAUAUGAACCAAUUCUUUACGAAGUGCUAAUUACGAAAAAGUGUGUUGAACUGCUUGUAUAACCUCAAAAGGAUUACCUCAUUUUCAGUUCAGCAAGUUCUUAUGUUUCAAAUUAUAAGAAAAAUGCAGUUCUACGUAGCAACAGUAUUCAUAUUUUUAUCAGCCCUUGUAAUGGCAGUCGAAAGCAGAGAAGCUUGCGAGAAGAAACUGCACAACUGUACUGGGAUGAUGCAGCCCGUACUGAACGAAGUCCGCUACAUGUUCCCGAUCACUCAACUCGAGAUAGAAGGAAUGUGCAAGGUUUGGAGUUACAUCAUGGACUGCGUUCGCAAGUACGUCACGGACUGCUCUUCGGAGGAACAGAGGACGAAGUUCAACGAAGCAGUGAGCAACUCCAUCGAUUCGGUCCACGCCAUCUGCAGCUCAGAGAGAUACAGAAGAGACUAUCUAGAGUACGCAUCUUGUUUCAGACAAGUAUCCAUGGAAAGCUGCGGUCAUCAUUUUAAGAAAAUGGUGGACAGUGCAUACAAUCCACAUUCUUUAGAGAUACAUAUAUGUUGCGCUUACAGGCAGUACGAAAAGUGCGUGUCCGAUCCUAUUCAGAGGCUGUGUGGCCCCCAGGCCCUGCACAUCCUAGAUGACUCGAUGUCUUCCUUGAAAUCCAGAUGUGAAGCCGUCUCGAAGUCAUUAAAACCCGCAGACAAAAUAUGCCCAGCAGAAACGGCGGCUCAGGAGACCCAAGAAUACCAGCAGCCUAGGCCAGCACUGCGACACGUGGAGCAGACGUACAGCCCUCCUUCCACCUCUGGAUACGUUCUGAACACUCGGCCCAUCCCAUAUACCACGCCGGCCUGGACGCCUAGGACAGUCAUUUAUCCUUUACCGGUGACGCGUCACAGUAGCCGGAUUUCCAGGAGUGACGGCUGGACAGCGAGCGGAUCUCUUCAUCGUAUUUUUGCACUCGCCAUAAUUGUGUUCAUUUUAUAACUGCAUGAAUGACAGGAAAUGGGAACAAACUUUGAAAUCCUGAAGUCGUUCGAGAUGAUUAAUGAACUGAUUAGCUGUUAGUGGAGUGUUUAAAAAUAUAAAAUUUGAAAAUCAAGGUAUCACAUUUUGAAAAUUAUAUAAGAAAAAAAGUUACAGAAAAUGGUCACUAAGAAUUACAAACUUUAAAUAUAUUCCUUCCUUCCUUCAUCUUCAUCAAUAAUUCUCCAAGGAUAACACGUUAUAGAUGUGACAAUGACAAUUUGUAGUUAUUUAUCAAAUUAAAAUCAUGUGAUUUAAGCUAUAAAAAAAGAUUUCAAAGGCAUAAAAAAAUGGAUUAAAAUCAUUUUUUGUUUUUCUUUUUACCAUAGUAGAACAAUGAAAUAACCUAACGUUUUGGGGUACAAGACGGAAAAAAGUAAACUUAAGAUUCUAAAAUCUGCGAAAAAUGGAAAUCUAGAUUCUAUAGAUAAAAUGUGAGGGUCUCAAGACGCGGCUUUCUUUAAAUUAUGAAUCGUAUGUAUUGCUUAUUGUAAAUUAUACAUUAACUCUUCCUUGAAACAGGCGGACUGAGAAUGUCAAAUAUUUGGUAAGAAUUUCAGUAUUAGCUAGUAUAUUUCGUUUACAAAAUGACGAAAAAUCCAGAAGUGAGUUCGUCUAUCAGAACCGUAAAAUGUGUGCAUGGUUGACAUACAAGACAGGAAAAGAAAAGGAUUCCCAAGACGAUGAAACCAUGCUAAUUAUGCUUCCAUUACCAUUUCCUCGCGAGUGAACUGGGGACAGCUUGCUAUAUUUACAUUUCUCUACAAAACCGUUCUCACGAUUCAAUAAGGCGCUGUAUCCGAAGAUCAGAAAACAGCUUGUUCUAAAUUCUGUGUACUAACUGUAUGAUUAUAAAAAUGGUUAAGUCUACUCCAUUCAUAAUACUAUAUUGUCUCGUUCUAGGAAGCACGGAUCUUAGACAUUUGUUUGUACUCAUUUAAGAGAGUCUAUUAGACAUGACUCACUCCGAGUUGGACUAUUAAAGAGACAAAGUAGGCAAUUUUUUAGACUUCAAGAUUUUGCUUUUUUUGUGUGUGUGUGUUAAUUUUGAAGUACAGUUUUGUACUUU
Molecule: messenger RNA, 2443 nt
Organism: Argiope bruennichi
Lineage: Eukaryota; Metazoa; Arthropoda; Arachnida; Araneae; Araneidae
Exons: 6
Coding region: 451-1335 (294 amino acids)
Source: RefSeq, a predicted model, not a curated record